Molecule: messenger RNA, 1367 nt
Organism: Xenopus tropicalis (tropical clawed frog)
Lineage: Eukaryota; Metazoa; Chordata; Amphibia; Anura; Pipidae
Gene: dlx5
Product: distal-less homeobox 5
Biological process (GO): regulation of DNA-templated transcription
Cellular component (GO): nucleus
Molecular function (GO): DNA binding; DNA-binding transcription factor activity, RNA polymerase II-specific
Source: RefSeq, marked provisional
CCAGCCUCCUCCUCCUCUCUCUCUUCCUCCUCCUCCUGCUCAGAUCACUAAGGAACCUUCCCAAGCUCUCACUAUUUCAGUGCCAGUCCCAGCAGUAGCAGCAGCAUGGCCGCCUGAGCAGCUUCCCAGCGCCCCCAAUGCAGGCAGAUCGCAGUCCCCAGAGCAUGACAGGAGUCUAUGAGCGGAGAGUCGCCACCAUCAGAGCCACUGAGUUCCAGAGCAUCAUGCACCAUCCUUCCCAGGACUCACCAACACUGCCCGAAUCCACAGCCACUGACUCUGGCUACUACAGCCCAGGAGGGGCAGCUGGCCACCCACACCAUGGCUACUGUUCGCCCACUUCGGCCACUUAUGGAAAGGCGCUUAAUGCUUAUCAGUACCAGUACCAUGGCAUGAAUGGAGCAGCGGGAAACUACCCUGGCAAAGCCUAUAGCGAUUAUGGCUAUGGGAGCCCUUACCACCCUCACCACCAGUACAGCGGAGCGUACAACAGGGUGCAGCCCCCCAGCAGUCAGCCAGAAAAAGAAGUAUCAGAGCCCGAGGUGAGAAUGGUGAAUGGGAAACCAAAGAAAAUCCGAAAGCCGCGCACCAUCUACUCCAGUUUCCAGCUCGCAGCGCUACAGAGGCGCUUCCAGAAGACGCAAUACUUAGCGCUGCCGGAGCGCGCAGAACUGGCGGCAUCUCUGGGACUAACGCAAACACAGGUAAAAAUAUGGUUCCAGAAUAAAAGAUCCAAGAUUAAGAAAAUCAUGAAGAACGGAGAGCUGCCUCCAGAACACAGCCCCAGCUCCAGUGACCCCAUGGCGUGUAAUUCUCCCCAGUCUCCAGUAGUGUGGGAACCCCAAGGAUCUUCAAGGUCACUCAGCCACCACCCCCAUGUACAUUCCCACCCCCAGGCCUCCGGCAGCUCCCCUGCAUCCUCCUAUCUGGAGAACUCCAGCGUCUGGUACCCUACAGGCACCCACCUGCAGAACCUGCAGAACCAUGCCUCUUUACAGCACCCCUUGGCCUUGGCAUCAGGGACUCUCUACUAAAAGACACCCGGGCCGCCUUUUUGUCUUUUUUUUGGACUAUCAUUUUUUUCAUUGUUAAGGAGUCAUACAAAACAAUGCAUAACAUGGAUUUUUUAAGGCAAAGUAUAUUGUGUAAAGCUUGUUGCAUGUAACUUAUUGCAUUUCAAAGGAGACCGUGUGUUUUUUACAGAUUGUCUUUGCGCAACUGGGGACACUAUCUCAAUGGUGCCUUGAAUCUAUGACCUCAUUUUUUUCCAGAGACUUUUUUUCAAUGUUUAUUUUAACCAUGUAAAUACAUGUAGAUAGAGGAAUUAAACUGUAUAUUCUGGAUAAAUAAAAUUAUUUCGACCAGGA